Messenger RNA from Andrographis paniculata, 1284 nucleotides. RefSeq names its product trihelix transcription factor ENAP1-like. The coding region runs from base 316 to 1185 and encodes 289 amino acids. Gene Ontology annotation, molecular function: transcription cis-regulatory region binding. Gene Ontology annotation, cellular component: nucleus. The record is from RefSeq and is a predicted model, not a curated record. NCBI's taxonomy places the organism in Eukaryota, Viridiplantae, Streptophyta, Magnoliopsida, Lamiales, Acanthaceae. The transcript has a single exon.
UCCACCGCACCUGUAAAUCUGAUCCCAGGCCGCGGCCUGCCCCAUGACGCCACAACCGUCGGCGCCGCCCCGCCCCGCCUGACGCGGCGGACCCGAUAUUCCAACCACCACAUUUACAAUAUUCACUAAAAUACAAACCCCCCCCCCCCCCCCACACCUUUCGCGCACGUUAGCCUCCUCUCUUCCUCCCUAAGCGGUGCCGCCACCGCCCGCCGCCCCCUUUUAACCACCCCACAAUUAUGACCCCCAAUUCACCAUUUCCCCCUCCCCCUCCCUCUCUAUCAUUUUCUUCUCAGAUCUGCUCUGUUCUCGACAAUGGCUACGAUUGUGUCGCCGGCGCCGCCGUUGAACGACGAUGAGAUACCGACGGUCACGUUAGCGGUGCCUGCGAUGGCCACGGCGUCGCGGCGGCUUCCGCCGCCGUGCUGGACGGCGGAGGAGACGGCGGCUCUGAUCGACGCGUACAGGGAUAAGUGGUACUCCCUCCGCCGGGGGAAUCUCCGGGCGAACCACUGGCAGGAGGUCGCCGACGCCGUGGCGUCCCGGUGCACCGCCGUCAGCCCCCUGAAGACCUCCGUACAGUGCCGGCACAAGAUGGAGAAACUCCGGAAGCGCUACCGCGGCGAGAUCCAACGCGCCGCCGCGCACGGAGGCGUCCGGCGGUACUCCUCGCCGUGGACGCACUUCCGAAGCAUGCACGCCAUGGAAAAAGGCUCCAAUCAAUCUCCACCUUCCUCCUCCUCCUCCGAACACGAAGAUCCGACCGCCACCGCCACCGCCGCCGCCGCCGUAAAACGGAUCAACAAUCUGUACAAUUACAACCACCAGAGAGGCGUUUUGGAUCCGAAUCGCGGCGGUACGCCUGGAUUUCGAAUUAAAAUCCCCGCGGCGGCGAGGGUAUACCCAAAAUUGGAAGAAGAAAUUGGGCAAAACCAAAACCCUAACCCUAACCCUAAAUUCCCGAAAUCAGAAAUGAGAAAGAGGAAAUUGGUGGGUGCGAUAGAGGCAUUAGGGGAAGGGUUGAUGAGAAUGGAGAAGGUGAAGAUGGAGAUGGUGCAGAAGAUCGAGGAGAUGAGAAUGGAGAACGAGCUGAAGAGAACGGAGAUGAUCCUCGCUGCCCAGCAGAGGAUCGUCGCUGCAUUUGCCGACGCAGCAGCCCUCAAGAUCAAGGAUGAUCUGCCAUAGAUUGAUUAUUACAAUGCUUGCUUAUGUCAAAUAAUGUGUUUGUUUUUCAAUGUAUUUGAUGAGUUUGUGUAUUAAUAUAUUUAUUUUGUUAUUUUUAAA